Molecule: messenger RNA, 1387 nt
Organism: Musa acuminata subsp. malaccensis (wild Malaysian banana)
Lineage: Eukaryota; Viridiplantae; Streptophyta; Magnoliopsida; Zingiberales; Musaceae
Product: 14-3-3-like protein GF14 iota
Biological process (GO): signal transduction; intracellular protein localization
Cellular component (GO): cytoplasm
Source: RefSeq, a predicted model, not a curated record
AGGCCUCUGACACGCGACAGGAUCACGCGUGGAUCAUUGCCGUUGCUGCCUCGAGGAUGAGAUCAAGCAAAAAAAUUCUGCUGAUUAAAUGCCUAUUGGAUGGUGUGCGUCACGUGAGACAGGGGCAAGGAUAAAUAGAGGGGUCCAUGACGUUAGUAUGCUGUGAUUGGUGGUCUGGCUCCGUUCCCUGUCUCCGCCGAUACAGGCGAGCCGCAGCCCCGGAGCAUUUCUCCGCCUCUUUUAUCGCGUCGCCCGCUCGACCCGCACCUAUAAAUACCCGCCUCUCCUCCCUCUCCCUCUUCCCUCUUCCCUCCUCCCUCCUCGGAUCCUUUGGUUCUCCUUCUCUGGUUCGAAGUUUCCCGUUCUCUUCUUUUCCUCUUCCACCCUAGAAAAUCCAUGUCGACGGAGAAGGUGAGGGAGAGCCAUGUCUAUAUGGCCAAGCUCGCCGAGCAAGCCGAGCGCUACGAAGAAAUGGCUGAAAGCAUGAAGAAAGUUGCGAAGCUUGAUGUGGAGCUGACAGCCGAAGAAAGAAACCUCCUCUCGGUGGGCUACAAAAAUGUGAUCGGGGCUCGCCGGGCGUCCUGGCGCAUCAUGUCGUCCAUCGAGCAGAAGGAAGAGUCAAAGGGAAACGAGCAGAAUGUUAAGCUGAUCAAGGACUAUCGGCAGAAGAUAGAGGAAGAACUCACCCAGAUGUGUGAUGACAUCUUGGCCAUCAUCGAUCAGCAUCUCAUCCCGUUCUCCAGCAGCGUCGAAUCUAAAGUAUUUUAUGCCAAAAUGAAGGGUGAUUAUUACCGCUACAUUGCAGAGUUCAAGACCGAAGAAGAAAGGAAAGAAGCAGCCGACCAGUCUUUGAAGGGCUAUCAGGAUGCCUCUGAAAAAGCCAACACUGAGCUGCCUCCAACCCAUCCAAUUCGACUCGGUCUUGCUCUCAACUUUUCAGUUUUCUACUACGAAAUCCUGAAUUCUCCUGAGAGGGCAUGUCAAUUGGCAAAACAAGCUUUCGAUGAAGCAAUUGCAGAAUUAGACACCCUUAGCGAGGAGUCAUACAAGGAUAGCACCUUGAUCAUGCAAUUGCUGAGGGACAACCUUACUCUUUGGACUUCUGAGUUACCUGAGGACGGAGGUGAUGGUGCAGUCAAGAAUGAAGCGGGCGUAGCAGCUGCUGCUAAGCCUGAGGUACAAGAUGCUCAAUCCUAAUGUUUUGUGGCUAUCCAUUUCCAUGGCAUUAUCUAUCCAUUUAGAGACACAGAAGAAUCAAUUAUUGUUAACCUACCAUCCAUCCAUCCAUCCAUCCAUCCAUCCAUCCAUCCUCUUCUCAGCACUGACGGUGAUUUAUUUCUUUGAUGCUACAUUUAUUUUUAUGCAUGAACGGAGGCAUAAAGUUUGA